UGCACUCAGCAAAGCGCAAAGUCCACAUAGCGCCGUUGCUCCCCCUCACAGCCUCACCGCACGUCCGCACCGCGCCGUCUACCUCCUCCUCGCGUUUCGUUCCUUCUUCGGAUCGCUCCCGUGCCCGACGCCCCGACCCCCCCCGCCGCGGCGAUGGCGUCCGGGGGCAGCAGCAAGCAGAGGAGCGAAGAGGAGUGGCGCGCCAUCCUCUCCCCCGAGCAGUUCCGCAUCCUCCGCCAAAAGGGCACCGAGUUACCUGGAACAGGAGAGUACAACAAAUUUAAAGCUGACGGGGUUUAUAACUGUGCUGGCUGCGGAACCCCACUGUACAAGUCCGACACCAAAUUCGACUCAGGCUGCGGCUGGCCAGCUUUCUUUGAAGGACUUCCAGGAGCCAUAAACCGAACACCCGAUCCUGAUGGUCGGAGGGUGGAGAUCACUUGUGCAGCCUGCGGCGGGCAUCUGGGCCAUGUAUUCAAGGGAGAAGGCUUCAAGACACCCACGGAUGAGCGCCACUGCGUGAACAGUGUCUCGAUCAAGUUCACUCCUGCCUCCUAAAUCAUCUUCCCCGGAUGGAAACUCGCAUGUCUCUGGACCUUUGAGAAUGAAGCACUACAAAACGACGAAUAAGAUUUGUAUUCAGCAUGUACGUUUACGUGUCUCCCGUUACUUUGGCCGUGAGCUGAAUCUGUUGUCACAAUUAGUUAUUACUGCUAGCGAUCUGCCAUUUACACAAGCUGUUAUAAUAUUCUGUCGUGUCAGAAUGUAAAAUCUCAUCAAGUGCUUUAUCGAGGCCAUAUUUAGUUCA
Molecule: messenger RNA, 808 nt
Organism: Setaria italica (foxtail millet)
Lineage: Eukaryota; Viridiplantae; Streptophyta; Magnoliopsida; Poales; Poaceae
Product: peptide methionine sulfoxide reductase B5
Exons: 3
Coding region: 154-558 (134 amino acids)
Biological process (GO): protein repair; response to oxidative stress
Molecular function (GO): peptide-methionine (R)-S-oxide reductase activity
Source: RefSeq, a predicted model, not a curated record